CUGGAGACCGAGAAGAGAAGAGGCUGGGAGAGUUACCCCGCCCGGACUCCUCGUUUUCUCCAGGAGACACACUGAGCCGAGACUCACUUCUUUUCUUUUCCUGAAUUUGAACCACCGUCUCCGUCGCCUCAUAGUCGAUACGCGGCGCCUAGGGCAAUGGACCCGUUUACGGAGAAACUGCUUGAAAGAACCCGUGCCAGGCGAGAGAAUCUCCAGAGAAAAAUGGCUGAGAGGCCCACGCCUGCGGCAAGGUCUAUGAUCCACGCUAAGAGAAUUAGAGAACCGCUUUCGGAAGCAGGCAACCAGCCGCCCCCCUCUGGUGGUGAAGAGAAGUCUGGUACAAAACCGUCACCAUCGAAAAAACGCUGUUCUGACAACACUGCAGAAGCAGUUUCUAACUUGGAAAAUACACAACCAGUGGAGUCAGUGUCUGCAAAACCUCGUUCUCCAAGUCCCGGGUCUCCUCAGGUGCAGACACAGGCACCAGCUACCGUCAGUGACGCUGCGCCGGCGCCAUCACUGCCACUGGUCGCAAAGACGCGGCUGAACUCCAGACCGGAAGAAGGUGCAGCCUCCUCGGUUAAAACACGCAUGCAGAAACUUGCAGAGCAGCGACGCUGUUGGGAGAACGCUGAUAUGACAGAUGAUAAACCCGAAAGCUCGCUGUUCUCACCAGUGCCAUCAGAGGAAAAGUCUGCCUCCCCUCCCAAACCACCCAUUUCAGAUGCCUCAGCAACUCCGAUUGGGAGAAGGGGCCGUCUGGCCAACCUUGCUGCAACUAUUUGCUCCUGGGAAGAUGAUGUAAAUCACUCAUCUGCAAAGCAGAACAGUGUACAAGAACAGCCUGGUACCACUUGUUUGUCCAAAUUUUCCACUGUAAGUGGAGCAUCUGCUAGGAUCAAUAGCAGCAGUGUUAAGCAAGAAGCUACAUGCUGUUCCCAAAGGGAUGGUGAUGCCUCUUUGAAUAAAGCCCCAUCCUCGAGGACUGUGGAUGCAUCUUUGAGUAAUACCUCCACUUCUAGCUCUGUGAAAGCUGCUUCUUCCCCACUGAAAUCUUCGGCUACAUCCAUCACUGAUGCUAAAAAAUGUGAAGUACAAAAUCCUGAACUACUUCAAAAAAAUCCUGCUAGUCCUCUGAAAACAGAGGUGUUGAAACCAAUUGUGAAGUCAACUGUAUCCCCAACAGUUCGGUCCAAGGAAGAACUAAAUACAGAAACUUGUCUACAAUCGCAUUCUAAAGACAAAUCUACAACACCAGGAGGAGCGGGAAUCAAGCCUUUUCUGGAACGCUUUGGGGAGCGUUGUCAAGAACACAGAAAACAAAGUCCAGCUCGUAGCACACCCCAAAGAACCCCCAUUAUCACCCCAAAUACAAAGGCCAUUCAAGAAAGAUUAUUCAAGCAAAACACAUCUUCAUCUACUACCAAUUUAGCACAACAGCUCAAGCAGGAACGUGAAAAAGAACUAGCAUGUCUUCGUGGGCGAUUUGACAAGGGCAGUUUAUGGAGUGCAGAAAAAGGAGAAAACUCAAGAGGCAAACAAGAAGAAACCAAAAAGAAAACUCACUGUCAGAACACUCCUCUCAAAAAAUCUGAAGUUGUUUCAGAUACUCCAUCACUUCCAGUAGCAGAAAAGGUGUUAGAAAAUCAGACACCACCAGAAACUUCCAGCACAGAACCUGCAGGUUCCACUGAAUGUGAAAUGACGAAGUCUAGCCCUUUGAAAAUAACACUGUUUCUAGAAGAGGAAAAGUCCUUAAAAGUAACAUCAGACCCAAAGAUUGAGCGGCAGACUGAAGUGGUACGUGAAAUUGAGAUGAGUGUGGAUGAUGAUGAUGAUAUCAAUAGUUCAAAAGUUAUUAAUGACAUCUUCAGUGAUGUCUUAGAGGAAGGUGAGCCAGAUGUGGAAAAGAGCCAAGAGAGAAAGGAUCAAGUAGAAGCAGAACGCAGUGAGGAACAGGAAGAUGCACUCAACAUCUCCUCAAUGUCUCUACUGAGUCCAUUAGCACAGACAGUUGGAGUGGUAAGUCCAGAGACUUUAGUUUCCUCACCUAGAUUAGAAUUAAAAGGCACCAGCAUAAGUGAUGAAAGUCCAAAGCCAGGAAAAUUCCAAAGAACCCGUGUCCCUCGAGCUGAGUCUCGUGAUAGCAUUGAUUCUGAAGAUCGUGAUCUCCUUUACAGCAUUGAUGCAUAUAGAUCCCAAAGAUUCAAAGAAACAGAACGUCCUUCAAUAAAGCAGGUGAUUGUUCGGAAGGAAGAUGUUACUUCAAAAUUGGACGAAAGAACAGCCUUUCCUGGUCAAGUUAAUAUCAAACAGAAAAUGCAGGAACUCAAUAAUGAAAUAAAUUUGCAACAGACAGUGAUUUAUCAAGCUAGCCAGGCUCUGAACUGCUGUGUUGAUGGAGAGCAUGGAAAAGGGUCUCUAGAAGAAGCUGAAGCAGAAAGACUUCUUCUAAUUGCAACCGAGAAGAGAACACUUUUGAUUGAUCAGUUGAAUAAAUUGAAGUGUGAAGGACCUCAGAGAAAGAAUAAGACUGGUCCCGUAUCCCAACGGGAAUUCGUCCCGUCCAAAGGAUCAGUUACCUUGUCAGAGAUUCGCUUGCCUCUAAAAGCAGAUUUUGUCUGCAGUACAGCCCAGAAACCAGAUGCAGCAAAUUAUUAUUACUUAAUUAUACUAAAAGCAGGAGCUGAAAAUAUGGUGGCCACACCUUUAGCAAGUACUUCAAACUCCCUUAAUGGAGAUGCUCUGGCAUUCACUACUGUGUUUACUCUGCAAGAUGUGUCCAAUGACUUUGAAAUUAAUGUUGAAGUAUACAGCUUGGUACAAAAGAAAGAUCCCUUAGGCCCUGAUAAGAAGAAAAAAACAUACAAGUCCAAGGCUGUUACUCCAAAGCGGCUCCUCACAUCUAUAACCACGAAAAGCAGCCUUCAUUCUUCAGUCAUGGCUAGUCCAGGUGGUCUCAAUGCUGUGCGCACCAGUAAUUUUGUCCUUGUUGGGUCUCACACACUGUCAUUAUCUUCAUUAGGAAACACUAAGUUUGCUCUGGACAAGGUACCCUUUUUAUCUCCUUUGGAAGGCCAUAUUUAUUUAAAAAUAAAGUGUCAAGUGAAUUCAAGCGUUGAAGAGAGAGGCUUUCUAACCAUAUUUGAAGAUGUUAGUGGUUUUGGUGCCUGGCAUCGACGAUGGUGUGUUCUUUCUGGAAACUGUAUCUCUUAUUGGACAUAUCCAGAUGAUGAGAAACGAAAGAGCCCAAUAGGAAGGAUAAAUUUGGCCAAUUGUACCAGUCAUCAGAUAGAACCAGUCAACAGAGAAUUUUGUGCAAGACGCAACACUUUUGAGUUAAUUACUGUCCGACCACAAAGAGAAGAUGACCGAGAGACUCUUGUCAGUCAAUGUAGAGAUACACUCUGUGUCACCAAGAACUGGCUGUCUGCAGAUACUAAAGAAGAGCGGGAUCUCUGGAUGCAAAAACUCAAUCAAGUUAUUGUUGAUAUUCGCCUCUGGCAACCUGACGCUUGCUACAAACCUAUUGGAAGGCUGUAAACUAUGGGACAUUUCCUUUUUUUGUGCUAUGUCAUAAAUGUAUCUUAAGAAAACACACUUAAGAACAUCAGAUUUCCUGAUUGCAUUCUAUGCUUUAAAUACAGAAGGGUACGUGCCAAUAUUCACUACAUAUUAUGCAGUAUUUAUAUAUUUUCUGUGUAAACCUUCAACCUUUUCUGUCACUCAUAAAUGAUUACAAGAAAAUUCAUUUUAGUUGAUUUUGCUGAAUCUUAAUUUAAAAGCCUCACUUUCCUAGAAAUUUAGUUAGUCAGUUAUUCAUGACAAACAAAAUUUUUUUUUUUUCAAAGUAAGAAGUUUUGAGUUGUCUUCUUGGAACUGUGGGUCCUGAAAUAGAAUGAUCUUCCAGAGUCGGAGACUGAAACCUUAGACUUUUGUGAUCACUUCUUUAGCCUCUGUACUCUUUUUUUUCUGAAGGUUAUGAUCAUUUACCGAUCAUGAUGUCUUGUUACUAGAGUGUUAAGAGACUUUACACAAACAUUUUACUAACGGAGGUGAGAACUUUUUCAAAUAGCAAAUGUGCAUUAGUUUAAAGCUUGAAGCUGCUUUCAAAAAAGAUAUAGACAUAGGGGAUAUUGAGUGAGAUUUGGAGUUAAAUAUUUUAUAAAAAAGAGUUAAUAAAUAAUCACAUAGUUUACAUAUACUCAGUUACUAUAUAUGCAGUGUGAUACACAUUUUCAUCAAGUUCAGGCUUUUUUAAAUAACUUUUUGCUAUAUAGCUUACAGAGCCCUCAAAUAUAUUUGGCGUGUUGGUUCUUUCUGCUCUUGUAACAAGAACGAAUGUAAAUUGAAGAGUCUUUAUAUGUAAAAAAGUAAACUUCUACCAAGCUGCUAUGAAACUAAUACUUUGCUUGCCAAAGUUCUUGUCUCUUUUUUUUGUUUUGUUCAUGCAUGACCAUGUCUAGAAACCUAUUUGAAAUCAUUUGAAAAGCAAUUAAGUCAUAUAUUACCUUUAAAAGCCUAAUAUCUUUCUUUUUAUAUAAAAUAUCAGAAAGCAUGGUCUCAACUUUAUAUACACUUUUAAUUUUCUUUUCUGACUUGUUGAGUUAUUGAUGACCUCAUUUAUAAACACUAAAUUCUGUCAACUCCUGUCAUUUUUUAUCUAUUCAAAUGUGUUUUUUCUUAUAUGUAUUAUAAAAAUAUAUUUUAUGACCUUUUACCCAAAUAAAUACUUAUA
Trichechus manatus latirostris (Florida manatee) is the source of this 4738-nucleotide messenger RNA. RefSeq names its product anillin, actin binding protein (gene ANLN). Gene Ontology annotation, cellular component: actomyosin contractile ring. NCBI's taxonomy places the organism in Eukaryota, Metazoa, Chordata, Mammalia, Sirenia, Trichechidae. The transcript has 24 exons. Gene Ontology annotation, biological process: actomyosin contractile ring assembly; septin ring organization; mitotic cytokinesis. Bases 157 to 3543 code for a protein of 1128 amino acids. The record is from RefSeq and is a predicted model, not a curated record.